Molecule: messenger RNA, 1172 nt
Organism: Ziziphus jujuba (common jujube)
Lineage: Eukaryota; Viridiplantae; Streptophyta; Magnoliopsida; Rosales; Rhamnaceae
Exons: 2
Coding region: 1-867 (288 amino acids)
Source: RefSeq, a predicted model, not a curated record
AUGGGAGAUCAAGAAACGCCGGAAUUGGUACUAGUAGAGAAAAACCCAGAAGAAGCAGGAGGAGGGGUUAUAAUGCAAGUUUCAUCAUUAUCAUCAUCGAUGAUGGAGAAGGAGAUCGUCGGCAUCUCAACGCUCUCACUUGAAACGAGCACCACCGAUUCUGCUUCCUACGACUCUCCAUGUUCCAAAUGCGGUCUCUGUCCACCAGCAGUGGGAUCCAACAACAGCUCUGGAUCGUUGAAGAGGGCAUCACCAUGUUCUCCAUCUUCGUCCUCUGUUCUUCACGACCAGCAGUACCAACCCAAACCCAAGAAACUCUUUCUUGACACACACGCCGAUUCUUCUCUCUCUUGCUCCAGGAAUCGGAAUGAUCUCCUCCGUCGCUGCGUUUCUGACCCCUGCAAGCCUCCUGUUACGGCACCCACCUCCAGUGUUGUUGGGACUACCAACCAAUCUCCUGAGCAUUCAGUCAGAGGGGGGGGCUCUGUUCCCAAUCAGAACAGUUUUCUUCGCCGCUGUGUUUCUGACCCCUGCAAGCCUCCACUCGCCCCCACCACCCAUAUCGGAACUGGAACAACUCCCGUGCCGCCCGAGAACCCUGUCAACGGCUCCUUUUUUUCUUCUUCUGCGAACAACCUUGCACUCCCCCCUUCUGCAGUUCGCCGCUCCAUUGUUGAUAUCACUCCUCCCGCCAUUGCACAUUCCACUUCGUCCACCAGCGACAAGAAUGAUUCUGAGCCGGACUAUGAAAGCUAUGUGAGCGUGGAGAGAAAUGGAGAAACUUUUCGUAUCCAUUUGAACUGUCAAUGUGGGAGGGCCUGUCACUUGCUCGUCGAUGGAGGCGAUUACUAUUACAAGCUGAUGUAGAUUCACCAAGUAUGGCUAUAAAUGAUGGGCUUGCCACCGAUCGUUUCAGGGGUUUUAAAAGAGUUUAAUAUUUGAUCAAAUAUUUGUUUACCAUACUUUGUUCAGUUUUUUACUUUGGUAACCAUUUAUUUAGAAUUUAAUUCUGUUAAUUGGAUUUUCUUAGUUCGUAAUGAUGGCAAUUAUAGGUGCUUGAUGUAUGGAUUGGACCUUUGAUGGGUGUACUUGAAAGAGGAGUUGCAGGACAAUGUAUGCAAUAAGUGUACAGCAUCAUACAUAAUCCUAUAAUGAAAAUGUGAAUUUCUCUC